UUGUGUGUGUUCACUUCGAGGGAGGCAUUUGCAAGAAUUUUGGAAGGGGCUGUUUUUUUUUUUUUUUUUUUUUUUUUUUGGUGUAAAUAUAAAAUUUUAUGGUGGGGAUCGUGUUUCACCGUUAGCGGUGGCGAGCUAGGCAUCUAGAAUCGUUGGUGGGACAGCGUUGUGCAUGGCGAGCGGGCUGCUACAGGAGUGUCACCACAUUGCAAUCCAACAUGAUUACUUUGAUUGAAGCUGCAUCGUGUUGGACUACUCCCCAAAAUGGUGCAACAAAUAUCUCUGCAAUUGCGUUUCCUCGCGCGCUACUUCUGAUACUACUGCUUGUUGUGGGCGCUCUUGUGCUUAUUUACGGGAAAACUCUGUGUCCUUCGAAGUUGAUAAUUUCUUUGACGUCGUCGCCUGUCAUAGCGUGGGUUCUCUCCAAGGUUGAGAGGGACCCUGUGCACCAAUCGAUCAAGGAUGCCAAGGAGAAGCCUGCAAAAGAUCACAGGCUUACGAUGGACACAGCUGAGGCGCGGCGUUGGUCAAGAGAUGUCUUUCUGCGUGAACAUAGCGAAUGCAAUUUCAACGUCCCUUCGAACAAGGACAAGGAAUUUAGAUUGAUCGUAAACGAGACCUAUGUGAAGAACUCACGCAAUCUGGAAAUUUUUGUGAAAAGUUGGAUACCAGCUGAGAAACGUCCGAAGGGUCUUCUCUUUCUUUGUCAUGGAUAUGGGGAUACUGUAUCAUUUUUCUUUGAAGGAUUGGCACGGGCUUUUGCAAUAGCUGGUUAUGCUGUGUAUGGCAUGGAUUAUCCUGGCUUUGGCCUCUCAGAAGGGUUGCAUGGAUAUAUUCCCAACUUCGACAUACUUGUGGAUGAUGUGAUGGAGCAAUACAUUAAAAUUAAAGAGCGUUCUGAAAACAAGGGACUGCCUUGCUUUUUAUAUGGGGAGUCGAUGGGAGGGGCUGUUGCUCUUAAGGCUUUGAAAAAUUCUAGUAUGUGGGAUGGUGCGAUACUUGUCGCUCCUAUGUGCAAGAUUGCUGACUCUAUGAUUCCUCCUUGGUACUUGGUGAAGAUUCUGAUCGUGCUGGCACACAUUAUACCAAAGGCGAAGCUUGUAUCUUCUAAUGAUAUUGCUGAAAUUGGUUUACGAGAUUUAGAAAAGAGAAAAAGAGCUAAUAAUAAUCCCGUGGCCUACAUUGGGAACCCACGACUUGGAACCGCAUUGCAGUUACUGCAGACCACAGAUCUUAUCGAGAAAAAUUUGACAGAGGUUUCACUACCACUGCUAAUAUUGCAUGGUGCCGCUGAUGAAGUCACCGACCCGGCCGUCAGCAAAGCACUUUAUGAGAAGGCUAAGAGUAAGGAUAAGACAUUAAGGCUUUAUGAUGGUGCUUGGCAUUGCCUUUUACAAGGAGAGCCUGAUGAUGUUGUCAAAAACGUCAUGAUGGAUAUUAUAUCUUGGCUAGACGUGCAUGCCGGUUCUAAGGGAGGUUUUGAUCAGAAAAAGGAGACCAGAAUGGAAGAGCGUGUUGCCGUAGCCUCUCCAAAUUUGAUUGAAUUUGGAAAACUUGAUUCAAUCAAACAGCUCCUGUAGUGUGUUACAUAAAGAACUUUUAAUCGCAAUCUGUUAGAUUUCCGCAAUGGGCACUAAAAGCCAUUUCAGGGGACUUCAGUAGCAGCAAUCUGUAUUGUGAAAGCUCAGGCCUUCUGAACUUCUGGAAUCACUCAUUCCAGCAUGGGUGUUGUCAUAGCUUCGGCUACGUGAAGUUGAAACUGUUGUCACCACCACAAGCUUUAAUCAACUGUUUGAUGAAAGCGAAACAGAAAUUCACAUUUGCUGGGAGAAAAGGAUGGCUAAACACUUCAGGAAAUCCUCAAGAGAACAUAUGAGCUUUGCAGGUUUUUAUUGCGGAAAUUGUAAUUCCAACAACGAGGACCACUGAUAGGUUAGUUUACGUACAUGUAAAUUUAAAUGUUGUAAUUAGAAAUGGGCAUCAGUCAACAGUGAUAUUCUAGAUUCACAACGGAGUUCUAGGCAAUCACAUGCAAUAAUGGUGAUCAAUGUAUUGAGCUUUGGCUUUGUGUACACACUCAAGUUUGAUAUCA
Messenger RNA from Physcomitrium patens, 2092 nucleotides. RefSeq names its product caffeoylshikimate esterase. The record is from RefSeq and is a predicted model, not a curated record. NCBI's taxonomy places the organism in Eukaryota, Viridiplantae, Streptophyta, Bryopsida, Funariales, Funariaceae.